Messenger RNA from Colletotrichum destructivum, 1135 nucleotides. RefSeq names its product Putative Roadblock/LAMTOR2 domain-containing protein. The transcript has 3 exons. Gene Ontology annotation, cellular component: cytoplasmic dynein complex; cytoplasm. The coding region runs from base 236 to 661 and encodes 141 amino acids. Gene Ontology annotation, biological process: microtubule-based movement. Gene Ontology annotation, molecular function: dynein intermediate chain binding. Lineage: Eukaryota; Fungi; Ascomycota; Sordariomycetes; Glomerellales; Glomerellaceae. The record is from RefSeq and is a predicted model, not a curated record.
UCCUUCGGGUACUUUGGCUGGUCGACCAGCCUUACAGACGCUGCGAGCCGACCCAGCUUUGAGGAACACACACACACACUCACACACACAAUCACACAUACACGCACGUAUUUGCCUCGGUGAUAAAACGAAAACAUUCCCUUAACUCAACCUUUCAAUCCUCGACCGCUCGAAGACAAAACACACACAACUUCUAUUUCGCGUCCUUCAUUCCCACAGACCGCGGGCAGCAACCAUGGCCGACACCGUCCCCAACAACGGACACGACGCGCUGGACGAGACCCUCACGCGACUCUCCAAGAAACCCGGCGUCAAGGCGACCGUCAUCCUUGACCGAGUCACGGGCGCGAUCCUGCGAACAAGCGGCCAGCUUUCCUCCUUUAACGCUGCGACCCUGGCGACGGGGCAGGGCUCCUUCUCUGGCGAGGGCGCCGCCGGGCAGCAGCAGCAGCAGCAGAAUGGCGAAGAGCAGCCGCAGGGUCUGGAGGAGUUCGCAGCCAAGGUCUGGAACUGGGUUAAUGCGUCGGGCACUCUUGUGCUGGAUCUGGACACCGAGGAUGAGCUGAAGCUUCUAAGGCUACGGACGAAGAAACAGGAACUCGUCAUUGUUCCGGACCCGAAGUACCUUCUCAUCGUGGUACAUGACACACCGCCGGCUUGAGAGAACCCGAAGCCCAACUAUUUAUGACGGGUUCUGUCAGCUUCUCACGAACCCUACCUCACCGAGUAAUGCGCUCCAUAAGAACACGCAUUACUGCUGGCCGGGUGGCAUAUAUAUUGGCUUCUUCGAAGUUAUCAACCACACAAGAUGCACCAGGUAAACUGGAGCUUGCCCGAGCCACAGGCCUCUCUCACUUUUGCGCGCGCGCACACACAUGCAUUAAUACGCGCGUAUGUAAAGAUUCAAGGCGGGCUGAUUUGACAUGGACGCCUGAGGUGACGCGAGCGAAUGAUACCCCGAAAUUACCAUGCACUACUUCUAUAAACACACAGGUCCAGAACGAUACCGGAUCGGCUGUGCGGCGGGCGCGUCGGGCAACUUGAGUCUAAUAUGAAAUACAAUUCUAAAAUUCAAAUUAAGAAAAAAAAGCUAAGAGGCCGAAGUCAUCUCGUUUCGCGAGAUAGACAGACUGCC